AUGGAGGAGCUGUGGAAGGACAUGUCGCUGUGCUCCACCCCGCUCGCGCUACAGUCCUACCACCUCCACUCCCCGGCCGCCGCUCCCUACCGCGGCGCCGCCCACCCGCAGGACUACCUCGCCGGCGCCGUUCCGCAGCCUCCCCGCACGCCGCCGCCUCACACGGCGCUCACCCUGGAGUUCACCUGCCCCGGCGGGACCGGCGCUGCCAACCCGGCCAUCAGCUCCGGCGACGACCCAGCCGGCUGUCACUUUGGCUUCUCCGCGUCCGGAGGCACCAGCAAGAGAGCCGCUGUGCAGCCAGUGGCGGGCGGCGACCGGCGGCAACGCCGGAUGAUCAAGAACCGGGAGUCGGCGGCGCGGUCGCGAGCGCGGAAACAGGCCUGCACCAACGAGAUGGAGCUGGAGCUGGCGCAGCUGCGCCGGGAGAACAGGAUGCUCAUCCAGCGCGAGCAGGACUUCAUCAACGAUCGUUUGGCGAAGGCGGCGCAGGCACCCGUCCCCGACUGCAGCAGCGGCAGCACUACUAGUACCCUCCAGCAGAAGCAGCAGCGGCAGAAGAGGUGCCGCUCCGCCCCUGCGCCAUGA
This is a messenger RNA of Triticum turgidum subsp. durum (durum wheat), 588 nucleotides long. The record is from the annotation of a GenBank genome assembly. Lineage: Eukaryota; Viridiplantae; Streptophyta; Magnoliopsida; Poales; Poaceae.